AUGGCCCUGCUGCAGGAGAAGGAUAAGAGUGACCCCAGUGAUGCUGAGUGGAGUCGCGGCACGUACUCUAACGCGUCUAGAUCGCCGUCGCCACCAUUCAACACCCUCCCUACCUCCUACCACCCCCCUAUCAAGCGGAAGGCCUCUGUCAGCCUUAAUGAGCAGAAAGAGCCGCGAAAGGGGACCAAACGCAGCAAACUCGCGCCUGUGAUACCCUCGGAGGUCGCGUCAACAAUACUGAAGUUGCCUGUGGACACUCCGGCGACUCGUGAGGCUGUUUUUCGCUGA
Molecule: messenger RNA, 288 nt
Organism: Letharia columbiana
Lineage: Eukaryota; Fungi; Ascomycota; Lecanoromycetes; Lecanorales; Parmeliaceae
Exons: 1
Coding region: 1-288 (95 amino acids)
Source: RefSeq, a predicted model, not a curated record